This is a messenger RNA of Ilyonectria robusta, 1149 nucleotides long. RefSeq lists its product as uncharacterized. NCBI's taxonomy places the organism in Eukaryota, Fungi, Ascomycota, Sordariomycetes, Hypocreales, Nectriaceae. The record is from RefSeq and is a predicted model, not a curated record. Bases 1 to 1149 code for a protein of 382 amino acids. The transcript is spliced from 2 exons.
AUGGCCACUUCGGCUCCCCCAUCCCGCAUCACUCGCCCCAGCCUUCGAUUUUCCUUGGGCCUGCUGCUCGUUGUAGCUUGUCUCGCCUCAGGAACUCUGGCCCGGACUGAGACACACCACCCCCGCAUCCGGGUUCGCCGUGCGAUCGAUCUCGCCGGUUCGGAGGCCUCGAACCCCCGAGCGAUACACGACACAUCCGUCCAAGACCAACUGUGGAAGCGUGCAGACUCAGCAGCAAGCGACGACGAAGAGACCACCAAGACCAAGACUGCAACAAAGACCUCAACCAAGACCUCGAGUUCGGCCAAAGCCACAACCGAAUCUGAAUCCAAGGACAAGGCUAUCGCAACCGUCACCACCCUUACCAUCUCCAUCACCGACUCCGAAGCCACCUCGACAGCCGAUGUCACUUCUUCACCCCUUCCCGAGGCCUUUGAUGGAGAUCUCGAUGGCGAAUUGAACACCGAUGCCGACAGCAACUGCCCUACCUUCCUCGAUGGCGUUCUCGCUGAUCCUUCGUACGAGGCCUGCUAUCCUCUCUCCAUGAUGCUCCAGACAUCUCAGGGUUUCUUCAACGCCCAGAAGCAGCUACUUAGUGUCGUCAGAGUCCUGGAUGCCACCUGCGCCGCCAACGUCACCUACUGCACCGAGUUCUUUGACGCCGCCGCCGCGAAUCUGACAGCAGAGGCGAACUGCAAGAAGGAAUACAACAACGGCGACAGUGUCGUUAAGCAGUUCCUCUUCGGUCUCCAGGCCUACGAAAUGAUGUAUCAGGCUACUUGCCUCCAGGACCCUGAUGACGACAUGUAUUGUUACGCAAAUGCUGUCACCAACCUUACCACCGCCUCCAACGCCUACUUUUACUACCUCCCAUACAAUCUUACGCUUCCUGGCAGCACCGUUCCCGCGUGCAGCUGGUGUGUCCAAGAGACUAUGGCUAUCUUUCACACUGCCUCAGCCGAUCGAUCCCAACCCAUCUCCAAUACGUACGUAGACGCAGCCAGGCAGGUUAACACAAUAUGUGGCCUCAAUUUCGUCAACGGCAGUCUCGCUGAGGCGACAGCAUCUGCCAGCUCCAUUUUCAUGCCCUCUUGGACAGGCAUGAUCACCUCGGUCGUGGGAGCUGCCCUCAUCAACACUCUGUUAUAG